AUGGACCUCCUAAAAUUCAGUUCUCUAGCUAUAUCAGAAAUUAACUUCCUGCACGAGUCAUCGUUUGACUCGAUAGACCACUCUUGGUUUUUAUUGAUAGGUUGCAAAUUGGAUCAAGAUGAUGAAAUUUACAUCCCAAUAAAUGGUAAUGAAGCAGAGUCUCAAUGGUAUAUUGAAAAAGUUAUACGAAUCCCGAUGCAGGAAAAUGAUAAAAUAAAUCAAGAACGCCUAGAAAGGAGAAUUAACCUAACAAAAGUGACUCAAAAGGACAUUUGUAUACUGGGUAUUCUUGAUUUAUGUCAGUUAGAAGAGGACGAAAAUAUCACUAAUAAAGUGACGGAGAAAGUGCUCACCCAAUUGACCGCCUUGGCAUUGAAAUAUCUGAUAAAAUAUAACGUGUUUCGCCAACAUACCUCCUUCCAAGAAGCUGUCAAUAGUUUAAAGGGUUAUAAAAUUGAAAAUAGUGUACAGAUAGGCGCGGAAAUUAUCCUUGAUUUUCUACAAGAUAAAGUGCAAAUUAAGGAUGUAAAUGACAGAUACCAAAUUCCCACACCUAAUAAUACCGUAGACCCAGGUUUUGAUGAGUUUCAAUUAAUUGACAUGAAGGAUAAAGAAAUCAAUAUUCAAAAAUAUAAUAAUAAUACCAUAAGAAAAUUACUCGAGAAGAUUAAUCGAAUGAUAAUAUUCUUGAAAAAUUAUGAUGCCACUGACAAGCCUUUCUCUUCCACGCAAGAUGUAAUACUUCGAAAAAUAUCAAUGCUUGUAACACAACUGCAAAGAGGUGGAACAAGUGACAUGAAUUACCUGCUGGAUAACAAAAUUAAUGAAAUAAAAUUAUUAGAAAUUUCGUGUAAACAAUGGGAAAUUUCAAAUAUGUUAAAAAAAUAA
This is a messenger RNA of Saccharomyces cerevisiae S288C, 888 nucleotides long. RefSeq names its product Csi1p (gene CSI1). NCBI's taxonomy places the organism in Eukaryota, Fungi, Ascomycota, Saccharomycetes, Saccharomycetales, Saccharomycetaceae. The record is from RefSeq and is marked reviewed. Bases 1 to 888 code for a protein of 295 amino acids. Gene Ontology annotation, cellular component: cytoplasm; nucleus. The transcript has a single exon.